Molecule: messenger RNA, 2188 nt
Organism: Elgaria multicarinata webbii
Lineage: Eukaryota; Metazoa; Chordata; Lepidosauria; Squamata; Anguidae
Gene: ARHGAP15
Product: Rho GTPase activating protein 15
Exons: 14
Coding region: 132-1559 (475 amino acids)
Biological process (GO): regulation of GTPase activity; signal transduction
Cellular component (GO): cytoplasm
Source: RefSeq, a predicted model, not a curated record
UCAGGCGAAAGGAGAGUGGUAGCCUUCAGAUAUGUAACCGUUUUCAUAUUUUCCAUUUCCUGCUUUAAAGUUGCAACUGGAUGUUGGCUGAGAAGAUGAUGUGCAGCAAUCUGUAGGUUGACAUAUUAAUCAUGCAUCAGUUAGCGUCUUCUGAUAUCAGUGCUGAAAAGCUGCAUCCAUCCCAUGAAAGCACAGGUGCUAUUCAGAUGAGACUCAAAAGUGCUAACAGCCCCCAUGACAGACACAGCCAAACCAAAUCUAUGAUACUGUCUGAUAAUCUGAAGGUCACUGAACCUAUAUCCCGUCAUAGAAGAAAUCAUUCCCAACAUAAUUUAACACUUCCUGAAUUCAUUAGCCCACUGGAGCAAACGGUAAUCAAAGAAGGGUAUCUUCUCAAAGCUAGAAUUGCAGAUGGAGGCAAGAAGCUAAGGAAAAACUGGACUUCGUCUUGGCUUGUGCUUACUGGUCGGAAAAUAGAAUUUUACAAAGAAUCCAAGCAGCCAGCUGUGGCCAAUCUGAAAGCAGGGUAUAAACCUGAAUGGGUGGACUUGUCUGGAGCACACAUUGAAUGUACUAAAGAGAAGUCUAGCAAAAAGAACGUCUUCCAGAUCACAACGGUAUCAGGAAAUGAGGUCCUUCUUCAAUCAGAUAUUGACUUCAUCAUAAUGGGGUGGUUCCAUGCUAUCAAAAAUGCAAUUGACAGAUUGCCCAAAGAGAAGAGUAACAUGUCAAGGAAGAAUGAGGUCAAAAUUACAAGAUCUUCCAGUUCUGAAUUGCUGAGCAGCUUUGAUGCUGAUUCUAAGGAACUGAAGCCAGAAAACAGAAGAUCUUUAAUUUUCAGGCUGAACUACAGCAUUUCUGAUACAACUGACAGAAACCGAGUUAAAAGCAGAUUAAAGAAGUUUAUCACUCGAAGACCUUCACUGAAAACUUUGCAAGAAAAGGGGAUCAUUAAAGAUCAAGUUUUCGGUUCUCAUUUACACCGUGUGUGUGAACGCGAUGGCUCCACAGUCCCACAGUUUGUUAAAAUAUGCAUAAAAACCAUUGAAAAACGAGGUUUGGAUGUUGAUGGAAUAUACAGAGUCAGCGGCAAUCUGGCAACGAUACAAAAGUUACGAUUUGUUGUCAAUCAGGAAGAGAAGCUGAAUUUGGACGACAGCCAGUGGGAGGACAUCCACGUUGUCACCGGAGCACUCAAGAUGUUUUUCAGAGAGCUGCCUGAGCCACUGUUCCCAUACUGCUUCUUUGAACAGUUUGUGGAGGCAAUAAAAAUCCAAGACGAGAAUGACAGAGUGAAAUCCGUGAAGGGCCUUGUACAGAAGCUUCCCAGACCAAAUUAUGACACCAUGAAAAUACUAUUUGAACAUCUAAAAAAAAUAGCAGCAAAGGAGAAUGUGAAUCUUAUGACCCCUCAGAGUUUAGGCAUUGUUUUUGGACCGACACUUCUUCGAUCUGAAAAAGAGAUGCGGUCCAUGGCAGUAGACAUGCUGUACCAAAACCAACUUGUUGAGCUAAUGCUAAGCGAAUACACCAAGAUCUUCAACUUUGAGAAAGACUGACAGACAGGGAACGUUACUGAAUAUAUUCACAUCUGUCUUGAUAUCUAAUAUUUUUACAUUUCUGUAAACAUCUUUCUGAAAUAUUUCUUUUCCCUUCUAGUGACAGAUGCCUCGUUUUGUGAAAACGUAGUGAUGAUUUUGUCUUUAAAUUUCCAAACAUUGGAAUAAAAAUAUAUUGUCAACAUUUGCUUAUGUGUACUCGGUGUUAACCCUUUGCAUGAGUCAGUCUCUGCUACAGCACUCUACAAGGCUUUGCCAUUUUGCAUGCCUUUAUUUUACAGCUGGGAUUUGACAAUAUGGCCAAAUCCAGAUGAAAUAUUGCUUGGAGGCAUAUGCAAUGGCACUCCCAGACAAGCAGGGUUGGAGGUUAAUGGAUUUAAAUUGGUUUCUGGAACAAUUAAAUUGGUACUGAUAAUAGUCUGUCACUUAAAAUGCUUUUUAAUGUAUAUACCUGUUCUUGUGUGGAAAAUGAUAAAAACAUGUUGAAUGGUCAUUUCUCCUUGAGGCGAAGCCAAAGGAUCAAAUGUUGCAACUGAUUUGUUCUCUCUCACAGACGCACUCUCUCUCUCUCUCUCUCUCUCUCUCUCUCUCUCUCUCUCACACACACACACACACACACACACACACAC